UUGCAGCCAAGCCGAGGCAAAUCGUUAUUCAUUAAAAAAUAACGUUAUAAAAUAUAAUAAUAUUCUUAGAAAUUUGAAUUUAUCAAAUGGAGCCUGUUUCAUAGAAAUUUUGGAAGUAGAAGGUAGACAUAAGAAGCUACAGACACUAGUCACAUGAAUCUCUUGAUUCACCAAACACGAGAAAGGCCUCCACGAAAAAAAGUUUUCACGAAAAAUACCUCCAGUUUCUUAUUAUAAGGUAGCAAUUAAGUCAACAUUCUUGUUCCAAUGUAAGAUUAUCUUGCAGAUAUUGGAAUAAACCAAUUCAUAUUUUGUUAUAAUCUGUGAUAACAACCCAGCCGGCCGGGUUGGUCUAGUGGAAAAUGAGUGUAAUAAAUUCGGUCUGCUAGCACCGCCUUGUUGGUGGGUUCGAUUCCCACCGAUGACAUGGACGUGUCAUCAAUUCACUAAGCCACUCUUCAUUACCGAAGCAGAAAGCUCAUGUGAGCAUCAUCAGAAACAAAAAAAUCCAUGAACACAGAGAUGCGUUCCAUCUAAGCAUCUAAGGGAAAAUACUGUAGUGAAACUCUUGACAUCUUCUUGUUUUCUUCUUCUUUCAGCUCAAUCGUUUGAUUGGUUGAUCUUCCAUCUAAAUCUGUCCUUUGCUACUCUCUUCCAUUGUACAUUUCUAGUUUCAAUGUGAGCUUAAAUUGCAGACUUUGGAAUGAAAGAAGACGACACUCUGUCAGCCGAGCAACUGCCAGUCCUAGUGGGCGACAAACUGCGCUUCCCUUGCCCCAAGUGUGGCAAAACGUAUCAGUGGAAAUAUUCGCGCGACAACCACCUGCGUAAUGAGUGCGGAGUCGAGCCUUCCUACAAGUGCCCCUAUUGCCAAUACAAGGCUAAGCGCCGCUUUCACAUCAAACAGCACUGUGCACUUAAACAUGCACUAAUUCCCCCAUAGAAUAAAUCCAUUUCACACUUGAAACUGAAAUAUUGUUAAACUUCUCCUCUCAGGUGUAAUAGAUGUAGUCUUAUUUUCAGAUAAUAUAAAAUUGGUCUCAAUUGCUAAAAAUAUCAUGAUCACGACAUACUUAUUCUUGUUUAUUUGUUGGUGUAAAAACAAGAUUUUUUAAAGUUUAUCCUGAUUGUGUAUAUGGUAGCCUAUUUGUACUAUUUGUGUUCCACUAACUCACUGUGUACAUAAUCCUUCAGCAAAUAGAAACAAUAACUCAUUAUUAUGAUGCAAUACCAUUCAGUUGGCGGUCAGACAAACAUAUCUUCUCCUGACCAAACUCUCAACAACAUCUCAAAGAAAUUGGUGAUAUAUAUUGUGUAUCUUAUGAGCCUCAUAUGUGUUGUGUAUCUGCCAUACGCUAAAUAAUAAUACCAUUCAGUGAUCAUAAAUUUCCAAGUAGCAUUCAGAAAUAACGCUAUCCUCUCAAUAUUUCAGGGGGAGAAGAGGAUGGUCCUAUUUUCUUGGAUGGUCAAGUGCGUUAUCCUUGUUUCAAGUGCAAUAGAACCUAUAAAAACAAGAGAGACAGGUAUACGCAUAUGAGCAAGCUGUGUGGCAAAGAACCGAUGAUUCAAUGCGAUUCCUGUAAUUAUAGAUGUUGGAAUAUGACGAAUCUCAAACUUCACAAAUACACAAAACACUCAUCAAUCUAAUCUCAAAGAUAUUUAUUUUCCAGACAUGAAUAACGUUUUUUUAACGAAUGAAGUUCACAAAUACAAACUAAUGUCAAAGACCCUAAUUUUCCAAACAUGAAUUACUUCUUCAACGAAUAGCAGUCUAUUCAAAGAUAUUGAUUAAUUCUUGAUUAAUGGGUGACAGUAUUAUAAUAGAAUGAUUAUUUUUACAAGAUGUGUCAUGUGUUGAAAAAUAUUAAUGUAGGCUUUUUGUAAUUUAAUCAUGUUCAUUUUGGAAAAUUAUCAUGCCGCUCUAGGUACUUUAAUACACAAUUUUUAUAUUGUAAUGAUGAGUUAUUAUAUUUUUUACUGUUUCGUAAUUUAGUCAUGUUCAUUUUGGAAAAUUAUCAUGCCGCUGUAGGUACGUUGAUAUACAAUUUUCAUAUUGUAAUAAUGAGCUAUUAUAUUUUUUACAGUUGAAUGGUGUCUACUCAUUUCAAGUAGAAAAUGUAUCAACUAUGGAGAAAUUAGAAAUUAUCUUAUCUUGUGAAGAUCUUUGAAUAAAUAAAAGCUUCAACGAAAAUACUUUCUCAAUUCCUCGAAAUCUCUACAAGGUCCUCAAAGUUUAUUUCUCAACCCUCUCCAUAUUUGUUUCUGUUCCAGUCUACUUUGAAGAGUUUCCUCUUCCCCUUUUACUUGAAACUAAU
This is a messenger RNA of Nilaparvata lugens (brown planthopper), 2315 nucleotides long. RefSeq names its product longitudinals lacking protein, isoforms A/B/D/L-like. The record is from RefSeq and is a predicted model, not a curated record. Lineage: Eukaryota; Metazoa; Arthropoda; Insecta; Hemiptera; Delphacidae. Bases 704 to 943 code for a protein of 79 amino acids. The transcript has a single exon.